AUGUCUCAAGAGGUUGAUGAUCUUGCCAGCGACCUGUUGCUAGAAGAGUUUGAUAGUCUCACUGUAACAGGGGAGCAGUCUUUCAACUUUGUUCUUGGAGAAAAUAGUAUUCAAGCAGUCAAAACAAGGAAAAACUACAACAAUCACAAUAUGGCACUCAAGGAUUUUGCUCUUGAAAAUCCAGAUGUAAAUCUGCAAGAUUUACAGGUUGGUUGGUUGAAAGAUUAUUUUCAAUUCCUCCAUCAGAAUAAGAAAGUAACUGGUCAAACAUUAUGGCAAUAUCACUCCAGUCUUGCAAAGCUGUAUGCAUGUAAUUACAAUCUUUCGAUUAAGAAUGUUGCCAAUUAUUCAGUUCUGUCUAGUUUCAUCAAAGAAUUAGAGAAAAACAGUGUAGACAGCACCGCAGGUGCUGAAGAUAUUCCAUUAAGCACAGUAAUUGGUGUUCUCUCUCAAUACCCAGAAGAUGGAUCAAAUAUUAUGAAAAAGGCUUUUUUUGUAUUCACCACAAUAAGCUGUAAGAGAUGUGAUGAUGCUCAUUGUUUACAAUUUCAUCAUUUAACAUUCAAAGAAGAUUCAAUCGAUUUUGAUAUCUCACAAACUGCAACCAAUCCAACUUCCAAAAAAACCAAGACAGAUGCCUGCACUGGUUGUAUUGUCAAAAGCAAUGUUCUAGAAAUAUGUCCCUUUAGAAUUUUUAAGAAAUACACUGAUCAAAUUGAAGACAAGAAAGGUCCUGUAUUUAGGAGAUGGGUUGGUAAAAAGGGUGGUGGUUAUUUCGGAAAACAAGCAGUUGGUAUUAACACCAUGUACAGUUUCUUCCAAGAUAUUUUGAAAAGUGUUAUUGAAGUAUGUCCAGAGGACAUACAAAUUGAAGAAAGAACUGGUGCUAGAGCACCAGAACACCUUCGUUCCAACAAGACAUCCACAAAAAUUGGUCUUGCUCGUUAUACAGGACACACAGGAAGAAAAACAGCUGGUACCAUCAUUUCCACCAUUGCUGCAAUGACUGAUCUUGAAAGAAAGAAAUAUGGUGAUUGGAAGAAUAUGAAAACGGUUGAAACCUACAGCAACAACAAUCCUGAAACCAGAAAAAUUGCUAGCAAGAAGGUUGUUGAUCAUUUAUCAGAUGCUUUUAAAAGAUCCAAUGAUGAAGAAGAAGAAAGUCAAUAUGCUCCUGUAGCAAAAAAGAGCAAGUCUUCCGAAUCAAGCUUCAGUAAUGAUGGAAAGACAUUCGUCUUCAAAAACUGCUCAAAUAUCACAAUAAACUUCUAA
This is a messenger RNA of Naegleria gruberi, 1272 nucleotides long. RefSeq lists its product as uncharacterized. Gene Ontology annotation, biological process: DNA integration; DNA recombination. Gene Ontology annotation, molecular function: DNA binding. The coding region runs from base 1 to 1272 and encodes 423 amino acids. NCBI's taxonomy places the organism in Eukaryota, Heterolobosea, Eutetramitea, Acrasida, Naegleriidae. The record is from RefSeq and is a predicted model, not a curated record. The transcript has a single exon.